AUGAUUGAGAAUCUCAGCCCUCUUCUGGAAAAUGCUUCUCAGCACACCCGGGUUGCUGUGGUCACCGUGUCUGUCUCACCUCACACUUCUCUGGUUGGAGGUCCUGUGAUUAUUAAUGCAAAUCCUGUGGUCCAUCCGUUCAUGCUGUCUCAGAGAUCCACACACCUGUGGGAUUUACUCACCACUGGAGUACCCAAGCUGGACUUUGAGAGUGUGAUGCUCUAUUCCCUGAUAAUCUAUGCCAAAGACAGCCAAGGGGCAACAGCAUCCCAGACCAUGUUAAUCCAGAUUGUAGAUGUGAAUGAGCCGCCCACCUUCACCGGAUCUCUUGCCCCUGGAAACCAAGUUACUGAGAUUUAUAUCCUAGAAGACACUGUCCCGGGCACCAUCAUUUAUCGAGCAACAGCCAAGGACCCAGAGGAUACUGCUUUGGAGUACUUCAUUUCCCCGGAGGGUUCUGGCUUCACAAUCGACAGCAUCGGGACCAUUUCUACAGCAUCGGGCUUUGACUUUGAGAGUGAAACCAGAAGUUUUUCACUUGUUAUUAAAGUGGUUGAUGCUGGAGGACUCUUUACCACUGGAAAUCUAAAGAUUUUCCUCAUCAAUGUCAACAAUAAGGACCCCAGUCUUACCUGCAGUUUAUUCAGUAUUGAAAACGCUGUCUUGAGGGUUACUUCUAUAAACUCAACUCAGCACAAUAAAGCCAACAUCACACUGGAUGAAGAAAUCCCAAUUGGGAAAACAAUUGGAGCAUGCCAGGCAACUGAUGAAGAUAACUUGGGAGAUUUAACCUUUGAACUAGAUCCACAGAAUGUUUACUUUGCAGUUGAUAAAGAACGUGGGACUGUGGUUACUGCCACCCGUCUGGAUGUGGAGACAGCUGGUUUUGCAAGAGUUCAGUCCUUCUCCAUUAAGGCUUGUGAUGGUGACCAGAGAUGUGCAGCAAUUCCAGUGACGACCUAUAUUCGUGGCAUUAAUGACAACGCACCUUUCUGUGAUCGAUAUCUGAUUAGGUACACAGGCCAGGAGGUGAUUGCGAAAGACACCGUGGUUGCAAAACUCUCGUGUCAUGACCUCGAUGAGCCUCCUAAUGCAAUCCAUUACGCUCCAAGUGCAGGCCCAGUCGGUUCUGGACAACUCUUUGAGCAAGUGCCAAAGGCUGAACAUUCCAUCCGGGUUGCCCAAGAUUUGGAUUAUGAGAACCCAGAGGUGGUUGCCGCAGGACAUAUCUAUGAGAUGAUGAUUUCAGUAUUUGAUGACCUGCGUCCGUCCCAUACAGUCACUGUAACAAUCAUCGUGGAGAUCACUCCUGCCAAUGACUUCAGCCCCGUGUUUGAAGCUGCACACUAUUCAUUCUCCGUUCUGGAAACAUCAGGAGCCUUCCACAAAGUUGGAAGAGUGACCGCCAUUGAUGAAGACUACCCACCCAACUGUCUGACCUACAAGAUAAUCAAGGGAGACAUCCAGGUGGUCCAGAGAUUUUGGAUUCACCCUCUCUCUGGAAUGAUCGAACUCACCACACAGCCGGACUAUGAGUCUGUGAAGCAAUACAACCUCACCGUGGAAGCCGUGGACUGCGACACAGCUCAUCCUCGCACAGGAGUGACCACAGUCACUGUUGACAUCGAAGAUGAGAAUGAUGAAGCACCUGUCUGCACACCCUAUCUCUCUAAGGCCGUCAUUUUUGACAACGUUGUUGCUGGGACAAACGUCAAUGGCUUCAAACUGAGCUGUCAUGACAGAGAUUCACAAGAUUUUGAAAUGCGCUUUGAGAUAGCUUCUGGAAAUGAGAACAAUCACUUUGGAUUUGAUCCAAUUCGAGGUUCAAAUACUCCAAAAUUGAUCGUGAAGAAUCCUUUUAAGUUUGAGUCUGGAGCUGAACCGCGGCGGCAGUACCAUCUUGUGGUGCACGUAAUUGAUGACAAUCUGAAAUACGGCAAAUCCAGGAAGCCCAGGACAGGCACUGCUAUUAUAGAUAUUUAUGUGACAAGAGCCAAUACGCCACCUCCCCCAACAAGUUCUGAACAAAGAAAAGGUCUGACCAUCGUGUACACAGCUAUCAACACAUACAAAUCCCGGGACUGGUACAUUCCUUUCAUCUUCACUCUGAUGGCUUUUUUCUUUGCUGGAUUGGUUUCCUGGGUGUGUUUUAUGCUUUGGAGAUAUGGAAACCUUAUGGAGUGCUGUCAUUUAAUGACCAAAGAAGUCUCCAAGUCCAGAUCCAAACGAAUGAAGUAUAUUGCAGGGGAUAAUAAUCAGAAAGAAAAGGUCUUUACAGGAAGCAGAAGUAAAAAAUUAGAAGUGUUAACAGAAACCAUUGUGUACGAGACCAUGUUUGAUGGAGAAGCCAUUGAUCCAGUGUCUGGGAAUGUGUACAAAUACAACAGCAGAACAGGUGCAAGAAAGUGGAAGAAGCCUCCCAGGCACCGGGAGGAGGAGGCCUUGACGGAUGUGUAUUCCCUCCCAGACGCCCACCCUUCUGAGCAAUCUACCUCCGCUCAAAUUCCUCUGCAAGGAUAG
Messenger RNA from Marmota flaviventris (yellow-bellied marmot), 2520 nucleotides. RefSeq names its product cadherin-related family member 3-like. The record is from RefSeq and is a predicted model, not a curated record. Gene Ontology annotation, cellular component: membrane; adherens junction. Gene Ontology annotation, biological process: homophilic cell-cell adhesion. Gene Ontology annotation, molecular function: calcium ion binding. NCBI's taxonomy places the organism in Eukaryota, Metazoa, Chordata, Mammalia, Rodentia, Sciuridae.